This is a messenger RNA of Lachancea dasiensis, 4287 nucleotides long. The record is from the annotation of a GenBank genome assembly. NCBI's taxonomy places the organism in Eukaryota, Fungi, Ascomycota, Saccharomycetes, Saccharomycetales, Saccharomycetaceae.
AUGGCCCAUUCAAGCCCAGCACAGUUUUUGGCACAAGUUGCCAAAGCUGGAAAUGGGGAUAUUUAUUAUACCACGGAUACUAAAGCCAUCGAGUCGGAAUUCUCCGCUGCGCUGGCUGACCUGCAGGCGAAGGGCACACAGCUAUUGAAUUCCGCGGACCCAUUUGCAGCCGUAGUAGAAUGCCUUGACAAAACCAGUGUCACCUCCGUUUUCACUGACGAGACUACUUUGGUGAAUGCGUUGCCUCAUCUGUACGCCUUGAAAGGUUUUCCAGUGGUUAUCACAAUCGAGCUUGCAUUGAAUGAGUAUGCCACGGUGCCGCUUCUGAAGGAUUUGUCCUUCGCAACUCUGAUUUCGAGCUCUAGUACUAAUUUGUGCCAUCACGCUGUGGCUGCUGCCAAAAGUGCUGCUGAAACACUCCAGCCCGUCUUCCAUUUUGUCAAUUUGUCUAGAAUGGGUGAACUGUCAUCUAUUGAAAUUCCAGACCUUAAAGUUGCAGAAGAGCCAUUGCUCGAAAGCGUUGCUUUAAAAGACAUUGCUAAGUUGACUUACCACAGCACCUCCAAGUCGCCAUCCAUUCUUGUCGUUAAUCUGUCACCUUAUGCACAACAAUUUGCAGACUCAUUGCCCUUGGAUGCUGCGCUAAUUGACAUUUCUGUUUACAGGCCUUGGUCCUUUCAGCGAUUCUUUGAAAAUGUACCCAAGUCUGUUCAAAAGAUUGUUAUAGUCCAGAGAACUAAUAACAGGCUUUCGGCACACGGCGUUGAGCCUGUCUUACUGGACUUCUUUGCUGAUUUCAAUAGUUUGGUUGAAAGAGGUAUUGAUCAGCUUUUAGUCACCAACAUCGGACAACUGAAAGACGCUGCCGCGUCCCUAAAUCAGAUUAUCGCCAAUGUCAAGAGUGAAAAACCUGACCAAACUCUAUUUAUAGGGGAGGCUGCUAGCUUUACGUCCAAAACACAGAAACUAUGUUCGUCAAUGAAGAACAUCUUCUCCCUAGAGGACGCCUAUAUGAAGGUUUUACAACAAGUAUUUUCUUCAAAUCUUCAAGUUUUGAAUGACUACCAAGAUAAAAGCGUCAAUGCAACUAGCCCCGAGUAUGGAUUUGGCCUCUUAACAAAGCAAGAAUCUGAAAGGCAAGACCUAAUCAUGGUAGUCCGGGAUUCUCUUGAUUCUGGCGCUUAUAAUUCCCCAAAAGGUGCACGUAUCGUGGAACUUCUAUCUAAGUGGCUGCGCUUCAAUGAAGUUGAGUUCAAGGAGGCUUCUCUGGAAGAAGCAAACAAAAUCGCUGUAGAAAUUUACGAGUUACUUGAAGAAAAUCAAGAUUCCACUGUGGCGCUAAAACUUUUGAAGGCAGCCCCUUCCGUCGAAAGCUUCAAAUUUGCCUCGAAGUGGUUAAUUGGCUCAGAUGCUUGGUCUUAUGACCUCGGUAACUCUGGCGUACAUCACGUCCUAGCCUCCAGAAAGGACGUCAAUAUGCUUAUCAUUGACUCUGAACCAUAUGAGAAUGUCAAAAACUCACAGUCCAAGCUGAGAAAGAAAGACGUUGGUUUGUAUGCUUUGAACUUUGGAGAAGCCUACGUUGCAUCGGUUGCGGUGUAUGCAUCCUACACCCAACUCCUCACCGCUAUAAUUGAGGCUGCUAAAUUCUCGGGCCCAUCUAUCAUUUUGGCUUAUCUACCUUACACAAGUGAAGAAGACACACCUUUAGAAGUUUUGAAGGAAACUAAAAAAGCUGUAGAAUCUGGUUACUGGCCCCUGUACAGAUACAAUCCUAGAGAAGAAAAUUCAGAUGAUGCUUUCAAGUUAGAGUCUUCUGUUAUUAGACGUCAACUCCAAGAGUUUCUUGAUAGGGAAAACAAAUUAACUCUUCUCACUAGAAAGAGCCCUGAUUUGGCUCGCAAUUUAAAGCACAGCGCCAGCAGCGGUAUCGAAGCCAAACAACAAAGAAGAGCGAAGGCCGCGUAUGAGCAAUUGCUAGAGGGUCUGUCAGGUCCUCCGCUACAUAUUUAUUACGCAUCUGACGGUGGAAAUGCUGCGAAUUUGGCCAAAAGAUUGGGUGGUCGAGCUGCUGCUAGAGGCUUAAAAUCCACUGUUCUUUCCAUGGAUGACAUUGAUCUUGAAGUAUUUCCACAGGAACAAAAUGUUGUUUUCAUUACUUCUACUGCGGGUCAAGGUGAGUUUCCUCAAGACGGUAAAGCUUUUUGGGAUCUCUUGAAGGCCACUUUAGACUUAGAUCUGGCUUCUUUGAAUGUUGCAGUAUUUGGUCUCGGAGAUUCCCUCUAUUGGCCACGCAAAGAGGAUAAACACUACUAUAACAAGCCUGCCCAAGAGUUGUUCAAGCGGUUAGAACUUCUUUCUGCAAAACCUUUGGCUCCACUUGGUUUGGGUGAUGAUCAAGAUGCUGAUGGAUACCAAACUGGUUACAGCGCAUGGGAGCCUCAACUAUGGGAAUCUUUGGGCGUCUCAGGGGCUGCUGUUCCAGAUGAGCCCAAACCGAUCACGAACGAAGACAUUAAGAUCGGGUCCAACUUUUUGCGUGGUACAAUAGCUGCAUCGCUAGUAGACGACUCUACAGGUGCCAUUUCCGCGUCUGACCAACAACUAACAAAGUUCCAUGGUAUCUACAUGCAAGAUGACCGUGAUAUUCGGGAUACUAGAAAAGCACAGGGUUUAGAACCUUAUUACAUCUUCAUGAGCAGAAUCAGACUGCCGGGCGGUAAGGCCACACCUGAUCAGUGGUUGGUGUUAGAUAAACUGGCUGAUAAGACAGGAAAUGGUACGAUUAAGAUUACCACAAGGGCUACUUUCCAAUUGCAUGGUGUGGUAAAGAAAAACUUGAAGCACACAAUUCGGGCUAUGAACUCCACUCUCAUGGACACUGUCGCGGCGUGUGGUGAUGUCAACAGAAACGUUAUGGUUUCGGCUCUUCCAGCUAAUGCAAAGGUACACAAGCAGGCUGCUGACAUUGCGGCUAAGAUUAGCGAGUACUUGCUUCCACAGACCACCGCUUACCACGAAAUUUGGCUAGAGGGUGCGGACUCUAACGACGACAAUCCUAAUUGGCCAUCCAUUUUUGAAAACAGAAAGGAGGGUCCUAUAAAGAAAAAGACAUUAGUUGGGGGAAACGCUUUAGUCGAUGUUGAACCAAUGUACGGUCCUACCUAUUUGCCCAGAAAAUUCAAGAUCAAUAUAGCGGUCCCACCCUACAAUGAUGUCGACGUUUGGUCGAUUGACGUUGGUCUAAUAGCAAUUGUUGAUCAGGAUACCCAAAUUCUUAAGGGUUUCAACAUGUAUGUUGGUGGUGGCAUGGGAUGCACUCAUAACAAUAAGAAGACAUAUCCUAGAACAGGCUCUUCAUUUGGCUAUGUAGAUGCUGAGGAUGUGCAUAUUGCUAUCGAGAAAGUUAUGCUGGUCCAAAGAGAUCACGGUGAUCGUCAGAAUCGUAAGCACGCUCGACUAAAGUAUACUGUUGAUGAUCUAGGCGUCGAUGGCUAUAGACAAAAGGUAGAGGAGAUCUGGGGCAAAAAGUUUGGUCCUGAACAGCCUUACGAGAUCAAAUCCAAUAUUGAUUACUUCGGCUGGGUUAAGGACGAGACUGGUAAGAAUCACUUUACGAUCUUUAUUGAAAAUGGUAGGGUAGAGAAUUCUCCAGAUUUGCCUCAGAAAACUGGUUUGGCUAAAAUUGCUGCUUAUAUGAAGCAGACGAAUGCUGGUCACUUCCGGUUAACUGGUAAUCAACACGUUGUCAUAAGCGACAUCACCGACGAGCAUUUGGACCAUGUGAAGUCGCUGUUGAAAUCCCAUUGCCUGGAUAAUACUGACUUUAGUGGACUAAGGCUUUCGUCUGCUGCGUGUGUCGCAUUACCCACAUGCGGCUUGGCCAUGGCGGAGUCCGAGCGCUACUUGCCUGUUCUGAUCACUAAGCUUGAAGAUAUUUUAGAGCAAUACGGGUUACGCCAUGACUCCAUUGUAAUGAGAAUGACCGGUUGCCCCAACGGUUGUUCCAGGCCAUGGCUUGCCGAAGUCGCCUGCGUGGGUAAGGCGCCUGGCACGUACAAUUUGAUGCUGGGGGGCGGCUACUACGGCCAAAGGUUAAACAAGCUUUACAAGGCUUCUAUCAAGGAAGAGGAAAUUAUUGCCAUCCUGAAGCCUAUGUUCAAAAAUUGGUCGUUGCAUAGACGGGACGGUGAACAUUUCGGUGACUUCCUUAUCAGAACCGAUGUAAUCAAGCCGACUUUGGAAGGUAAGUUUUUCCAUGACGAUGUUUCGGAGGAUGCUCUAUGA